Molecule: messenger RNA, 1967 nt
Organism: Copidosoma floridanum
Lineage: Eukaryota; Metazoa; Arthropoda; Insecta; Hymenoptera; Encyrtidae
Gene: cin
Product: Molybdenum cofactor synthesis protein cinnamon
Biological process (GO): postsynaptic neurotransmitter receptor diffusion trapping; glycine receptor clustering; gamma-aminobutyric acid receptor clustering
Cellular component (GO): postsynaptic specialization; dendrite; postsynaptic membrane
Molecular function (GO): molybdopterin molybdotransferase activity
Source: RefSeq, a predicted model, not a curated record
UUCUUAACAUCUGCUGUAGUUUCUCUGACCUUUUAUAAUAUGUCAGCUAUUACUUUUGGAAUCUUAACAAUUAGCGACACUUGUUCUCAAAAAAAGGAAAAUGACAAAAGUGGCCCUGUACUUCGACAAUUGUUGUCCAAUGCAAACACAGAAAUUGGAAAAGCAUUUAAUGGUAUCGUAGUGUGCUCCGAUAUUGUUCCCGAUGAUGAGGAUACCAUACAAACGAUGUUAAUUGAUUGGGCAGACGUGGAGGAAUUAAAUGUUAUUUUAACCACUGGAGGUACUGGCUUUUCCUGCAGGGAUGUUACUCCAGAAGCUACAAAAAAAGUCAUCCACAAAGAAGUUCCUGGAAUUGCUCAUGCCAUGAUCUCUGAAAGUUUAAAAAUUACACCCAUGGCAAUGUUAUCUAGGGCGACCUGUGGCAUACGAGGCAAGACCUUGAUCGUCAACCUCCCUGGCUCGCCAAAGGCCGCAAAGGAGUGCUUCUGCGCCAUAGCAAAGGUACUUCCUCACGCCGUCGACCUGAUACUCGGUCAUGAAAAGAGCAUCAAAUCUACCCACGAAGUGGUCCAAGGCAAGCACGAGUGUCCGCACAAGAGUGGCGGAGCCUCCUCGUGGAACCCGGACGACGUCGCCGGCCGGCUCCGAGAAUCGCCCUUUCCUAUGAUCUCGAUCGAGGAAGCCCAAAAGAUCCUGAAGGACUCAGCGGAGAUGCUACCCCCGGUGCAGGUCGAAAUCUGGGCCUGCCGAGGUAGAGUCCUGUCGGAGACCGUCUACUCGACCUGCCACAUACCGCCCUUCCGGGCUUCCAUAAAGGACGGCUACGCGGUGAUCGCGAGCGACGGCAAAGGCAGGCGGAAGGUCUUGGGUGGCAUAGAGGCCGGUCACAAGCCGGACAACGUGAAGAUUGAACCAGGCACUUGCGUGAGGAUCAACACCGGUGCUCCAGUUCCCGAUGAAGCCACGGCUGUGGUCCAGGUCGAGGAUACAGUGUUGACAGAGCGCGGAGCCGAUGGAAAAAAAGAGCUGGAGAUCGAAAUCCUAGUUCAGCCGAAAGAAGGCCAGGACAUACGACCGAUCGGUAGUGAUACCCAGUUGGGUGACCCGGUUCUCAAGGAAGGUAUGAAAGUAGGCGCCGUUGAGGCGGGAAUUCUGGCGGCUUGCGGCUUGGCCAAGGUAUCAGUGACGUGGGUGCCGAGGAUCGGUGUCCUGUCGACGGGCAACGAGCUCCAAAACGCGGGCGAGCCAGCCAAGCCCGGGCACAUCUACGAUAGCAACAAAAUAACGCUGAUGAUGAUGCUGAGAGAGAAUGGCUACGAGGCUGUUGAUUUGGGCAUUGCGAUCGAUGAGAUGGGCGCUAUGCUCGAUGCUAUUACCGAUGCGAUGGGAAGAGCCGACGUUAUUAUAACAACGGGUUCCGUGUCGAUGGGCGACAAAGAUAUGCUGAAGCCGAUCCUGCAGGACGUUUUCCAUGCUAAAAUUCACUUUGGACGCGUCAAUUUGAAACCUGGAAAGCCGACGACCUACGCCACCCUCACUUGGCGCGGGACCAAGAAGUACUUUUUGUGUCUACCUGGUAAUCCCGUUUCAGCUGUAGUAACGGCCAAUUUGUUUGUAUUUCCGCUGCUGAACCACCUGACAAAAAACAAUGAAAAACCUGUAGUCGUAAAAGCCAAGGUGGUUAACGAUUACGCUUUGGACCCGAGACCGGAGUACGCGCGCGUGAUCCUCGUGUGGUCGGACGAGAGCGAGGAUGGUUGUCCGAAAGCUUACAGCACCGGCAAUCAAAUCAGCAGUAAGCUUCUCAGCUGCAAAAGUGCGAACGCCCUGCUUAUGUUGCCGGCGAGAACAGCACAGAAAUCGGAUAUCAAAGCUGGAUCCAUCGUCCCGGCCAUGUUACUUGGAUUCAAUCAACUCGCCCACGAGGAGCGUUAUUGAGACUUUUCUUUGCUGUCACUUGUGGGGAC